Messenger RNA from Echinops telfairi (small Madagascar hedgehog), 1777 nucleotides. It is a transcript of the gene ERAL1, whose product is annotated as Era like 12S mitochondrial rRNA chaperone 1. The coding region runs from base 1 to 1314 and encodes 437 amino acids. The record is from RefSeq and is a predicted model, not a curated record. Gene Ontology annotation, biological process: ribosomal small subunit assembly. The transcript has 10 exons. Gene Ontology annotation, molecular function: ribosomal small subunit binding; rRNA binding; GTP binding. Gene Ontology annotation, cellular component: mitochondrial matrix. NCBI's taxonomy places the organism in Eukaryota, Metazoa, Chordata, Mammalia, Afrosoricida, Tenrecidae.
AUGGCUGCCCCCUGUCGGCGCGGCUCUUGGUUGGUCCGCGCGGUGCUAGGGGUCUGGCAGCGGGGCCCCGAAGCCUCGAGGGACUGGGUGAGCCGGCUGCCCUCGGCCCCGGGAUCCCCGGGGAGAUGCGUAUCUUGUUUUGCAGGCGCCGCUUUCGCUGGUCCACGCCUGUCCUCGGCCUCCCGCCGUCAUGGCCAGGGCUCUGCCUUGGACCGGUUCCUCGGACUCCCGCAGGCCAGCGGUCCCCUCACCCCGUGUGCCCCCGCAGUGCCUAUGGACAAAGGUGAACAGGAUCUCCUCUUGGUUCAUCAUCCUGACAUGCCUGAGAACCCCCGGGUCCUGCGAGUGGUUCUCCUAGGAGCCCCAAAUGCAGGAAAGUCGACACUCUCCAACCAACUCCUGGGCCGAAAAGUCUUCCCUGUCUCCAAGAAAGUACACACCACGCGUUGCCAAGCUCUGGGCGUCAUCACAGAGAAGGAGGCCCAGGUGGUUCUCCUUGACACACCUGGCCUUAUCAGCCCCAUUAAACAGAAGAGGCACCAUUUGGAGCUCUCUUUGCUGGAAGACCCCUGGAAGAGCAUGGAAUCUGCUGAUCUGGUUGUGGUUCUUGUGGAUGUCUCGGACAAGUGGACUCGAAACCAGCUUAGCCCGCAGGUGCUCCAGUGCUUGUCCCAGUUCUCCCAGGUCCCCAGCAUCCUUGUCUUGAACAAGGUAGAUUGUUUGAAGCAGAAAUCAGUUCUCCUGGGGCUCACUGCAGCCCUCACUGAAGGUGUGGUCAAUGGGAAGAAGCUCAAGAUGAAGCAGGCCUUCCACUGGCCCUCCAGCACCCAUUGUCCCAGCCCAGAAGCCAAGGGCCCAGACACCCAAGCCGGGGGAGGCCCUCAAAGGGCAGGCUGGCCACACUUUCAGGAAAUCUUCAUGUUAUCAGCCUUAUGCCAAGAGGAUGUGAGAACAUUGAAGCAGUAUCUCCUGGGGCAGGCGCGGCCCGGGCCCUGGGAGUUCCACAGCGGAGUCCUCACUACCCAGAAUCCCUUGGAGAUCUGUGCCAACAUCAUCCGGGAGAAGCUCCUGGAGUACCUGCCCCAGGAGGUGCCCUACAAUAUCCAGCAGAAAACCGAUGUCUGGGAGGAGGGGCCAGCUGGCCAGCUGAUGAUUCUACAGAGGAUUCUGGUGCCCAAAGAAUCCCAUAUGAAGCUCCUGAUUGGUCCGAAGGGGCAGCUGAUUGCCCAGAUUGCGCAGGAGGCUGGCCAUGACCUCAUGGACGUCUUCCUCUGCGACGUUCAGCUCCGCCUCUCCGUGAAGCUUCUCAAGUGACCACCUUCUCUUGCCCCUCCCUGGGCAGAACGGCCCGAGCUGCUGACCAGGACUACCACUGCCCAGGGGCCCGUCGGGACUGGUGAGGAGCAUGGGCAGUUGACUGUUUUGUCAAUCCGCGUGGCACCUGCCCCACCACUUCUCUUGUUGGAGAAAGGUGCUUGCCUUAGCUCUGUCCUGAGGCAGCUCCUCUGACUGCGGCCAUCGCCUUCUGGAGGCUCAGAAAUUGGCUGCCCUCAUGGGGAGCAGUGUGGCCCUGCCUCCAGCUGGUUUGGAUCCUCGGCAUCUUGCUGAGGGGCCAGUUGUGCGCAGGGAGGAGCUCACUUUUCUGGGCAAUUGUACCUGAACGCCAGGUAAGGGUCCGUUUGUUUGGGCCCCUCCCUCCUGGACCCCAGGUCCCUGGUUCCCUCCCUUCCCCUCCUGAGCCCCAGUCUUGGAUGUGAAUAAAAUUACAAGAGACGUA